AUGGCAGAAUCUUAUGUCAAGUCUGCUGUGAAGUCUGAGAAAUCAGCAACCCCUGAACCUUCUCCUAAGCCCGCAUAUGAGUGGAUUUAUCUGCCUAGGGACAGGAAGAAGUUUGAUGGGAAUGUGUUAGAUUAUGUAGAUUUUCGGGAUAACUUUGUGAAUGCUUAUAUGUCCAAUCCCAAAUGUUCCCCAACCAAUCAGUUGGCCAUUCUGAAGGAUCUAGUGUCUGGAAGGGCUGCGGCCAUCCUUAGACAUGUAAAGGGUCAAGGGGCCAUUGAAACCGCCUUGAAGGUUCUUGAUGAGCAUUAUGAAUCUGCCCCACUUCGAGAGGCUGAACUGGAAUAUGAGUUGAACCAUUUCCACCCUAUCCAAGGUGAUGAUGUAAUUAGGUGGGAGGACCUUACCCAUUUUGUUGGUGCUUGCCUUGAACAGCACCUGGCGUCUGAUAAAUUUGAGAACCAUUCGGCUCUCAUUUCGCGUCUUCUUGCCAAGAUGCCUUUGGACUGUCGGGUUUGCUGGGUCAAGAAGGAAAAGAAGCAUGGUUAUAGAGAUCUUCCUGGAGUGCAACGCCUUGAGCGUCUGCAUGAUUUUAUUGGAAAGAUUGCAAGCGAUUUGCGCCUGGCGGUUGGUCCAGAAAAAGGGAAGACUCAGAACCAAACUGAGAAGAAACCUCAGAAGAAAAGGCUUCCUAAAGAAGGUAAGUAUGCAGUUGUUGAACAGCAGGAUCCUCCUACCAACCCCCCGCCCGCGGCUGAAAAGCCAGCUCCAUAUCCGGGCUGCCCCUUGUGCAAUGAAAAGGACAGGCUGGCUAAAUGUGGCAUCUUUGCCAAAAUGGAACCUGAUGCGCAAGUGCGCAAGGUUUUUGAAUAUAAGUUAUGUUUCAAUUGCUUGAAUGGUCAUAGUUGGACAAAUUGUCUCUCGACCAAAGUAUGUGAUGCGGAUCCUGAUUGUAAGUUCAGGCAUCAUCCUUUGUUGCAUGGUGCGAAACUUAUCAAAGAAUUGAUCCCUCCUUCCCCAAAACCAGAGCCAGAAACCCCACUCCACACUAUGGUCGAGAUCCCAGUUAUGAGCACUUGUGCCGAGGGAUCUCCAUUUAAUACCCAGCAUACCCUGAGGUUAGUUUCUCUGGAUGUACGUGGCCCUUCUGGGCUCAAGAAAACUGUACCAGCUUUGCUGGAUCCGGGAUGCGCAAGAACUACCAUUAAGGAAUGUUUGGCUCGAGAAUUAGGACUGGAAUCCAAGGCUACAGGUAGUAUUCUUGUACAGACAGCCAUUGGAAUCUCCUGUCGAGCCAUGGGGAAUGUUUCGUUUGCUUUCAAAGGUUCUGGUGGGACAGAUUGGUUUCUAGCUGAGGACGCGGCUUCUGUCCUUGACUUGGUUACUCCUUCCAUCAAAAUUAACUGGAAGGAAUGGAUUAAGCAACAUUCGGAUUUUUCUGAUGUUGUCAUUUCUGAAACUACUCUGGGAAAGGCCCAAGUCAUCAUUGGGAUUGAUAACAAAGUUUUGAUGUUGGCCAAGCCAGGAACCACUUGCAUGCGUGGGAAGGUCCUGGCCUACCAAACCCCUCUAGGCUGGACAGUCUCUGGCUGUGUCAGUAAUGAGGAUGGGGAGCUGAUCAAUGCUGCCCCUUCGUUUUCGUCUUGGGAGUACCCUCAAAAAGGUCGAGCCUUGCUGGAUGAAUUCAGGAGAUUCAAUUCUCUGGAGGAAGUAGGCAUACAGGUAAGAUCCUCUGGUCUCCUCUAUGAUCAAGAGAAGGAGCUCAAAGAGCUCGAGAAAGAUGUCCAGAUUGUUGGAGGUCGUUUCCAAGUUUCAAUGCUUUGGAAGCCCUCCAAGGAUCCCCCUGAGGUCGGCGAGCUGGAAAGUCCAGAGGGAUCCUCCCUCCGUUGGAUUACCCAGCAAUGUGUUUAUGUUGAUGAUUUGUACGCUGGUUUUGAUUCGGUGGCUGAGGCCACUGAUAUGGUUAAUCGGAUUGACAAAUCUAUGGCCAAGUAUGGGUUUGUCAUGACCAAGUGGAAGUCUAACUUUCCCGAGGUCUUGGCAGGCAUCCCUGAAGAGCGCCAGGACAAGUCAAGCAAGGUAGUCGGGGAGACGAAAGUCUCUAAAGCCUUGGGUCUCCUUUGGGAUCCCGAAACUGAUUUGUUUGAGAAAUUCUGGCUGGAAGGUCCUAAGUGGUUCUCCGUCCCUGAAGAGGAUUGGCCUCAUCAGCCAAAGGUUCUGACUCAGGGCCUGGAUGAGGUGAAAACCAAAUCCAAAGCCUUAAGCGGGAUAUUUGUCCUGAUGGAGGAACCCGAUCCCUAUGUUGAAUGUAACCGAAUUAUUGAUCUUGUGCCUGAGGAAGAUCGAAAGGAUGCGUCGAAGAUCUUAACCUUUGAAAAAGAUCUAGCCAAGUCGGCUCAACAACGUUUUUUUGUUGACGAGCUUAAAAGGAUUCAAAAGGAAGGUAAGAUGUUGUUUUCCAGCGGCCAGCUGGCCAAGUUGAUGGUCUGGUUAGAUCAAGAAGGUCUCCUCAGAGCAGAAACCAGGCUGGGUAAUGUCCAGGGUAUUUCAGAUGUCCAGAAGUACCCAAUUGUUCUACCUCGACAUGCCCCAGUUUCAAAACUGGUCAUCAGGGAUGCUCAUUGUAACAAUGCCCACGCAGGGGCCAAACUGCAGCCACCUGGUGUUUUGUUUGAGUUUGGCGCGUUAUUCACAGCUGCAGCCACCUGGUGUUUUGUUUGGAUCUGCGCGCGUUUCCAACAGCUGCACCCAUCUGGUGUUGAUUUGGUUUUGCGCGCGCUUUUCCCCAGCUCCAAGGAGUUUGGCGGCCAUGACCGUCAUUGUCCUGAGAACCCCGUCAGGGCGACUGGAUGCUUGGGCUUACAACCUGAGAUCUUCCUCGUCGAUCACCAAGUUUCUGGGAUGUCAUCAGCCCCACUGGCAGCUUCAUCGCCAGCUAAACAAGUUCAAGUACAAGUGUAUAAAUCUCCGUCGUCAAAAUACACCGAAGACGUCACCAACUUAAAGUCUAAAGACGCGGGAUUUAAUAUGGUCCUUCGGACCGGAUUCUUGGAUCGUCAACUGUGUGUAUCCAUGUGA
Molecule: messenger RNA, 3075 nt
Organism: Notodromas monacha
Lineage: Eukaryota; Metazoa; Arthropoda; Ostracoda; Podocopida; Cyprididae
Source: the annotation of a GenBank genome assembly